AUGGACACCAGCUACCUCGCUCAGCAGGUCACCACCAUUAUCGGCCAGCUGCACGGCCUGUUCGACGAGAUCGGCGUUCCCAGCCAUGAGCGCGACUCUCGCGAGGCAGAGCUUUUCUCUGCGCUGUCAGACACGCUCCAUGGCCAGCUGCGCACCGUCACCAACGAGAAACAUAAGAUGACGGAAGAGGCGCAGCACCUGAUCAAGACAAUCAAGCAGAUGCAGGACUCCAUGGACGACAGCAAGAACGGCACCAGGUUCAAGAACGAUGACACACAGAUUACCUACCCAUUAACACGCUGUCUGAAAGCACUGAAGGAGAAGCACAACGCAGUCGCCAAGCAGUACCAGGAGCGCUUCGAGCAGACACGGAAAAUCGCCGAGGCUCUCGAAUCGUACGCAUCCCAUCUCGACUCCGACUUCCUAAAGAUCAAGCUGCCGCCGACCGCACCAGAAGCCAACAUCUCGCCCUCGUUCGACAUCUCCGAUUCCUACAUCGCCAAGCUGGACCGCGAAUUCAGCCGCGUAUAUGAAGAAUACACAAAGCGUCUGGACCAAGUCCAGGUCAUAUGCCAUGAGAUUAUUCAGCUCUGGGCUGAGCUGGGAACACCACAGGCGCAAACAGACUCUAUGAUAGUGCAGCACCACAGAGAAUCGCCAGAGCAGCUGGGCCUGCACAAGUCUGACUUGGCCGACCUGCAAGCGAAGAAAGACCGUCUGAUCGAGGAGAAGCGUAACCGUGAACGACGCAUUGCACAGCUGCGAGCAACUAUCGAGGAGCUCUGGGAGCGCCUCAGUGUGGACCCAGGCGAGCGGAAGCACUUCCUUGCCAGCAACCGUGGCUGCGGUCUGCGCACUAUCAACGAAUUCGAGUCUGAGCUCUCCAGGCUGAACGAGCUGAAGCAGCAGAACUUACACAUUUUCGUCGAGGAAGCGCGGAUAAAGUUGCAAGAGCUAUGGGAUGCACUGUACUUCUCGGAAGAGGAGAUGCUGGACUUCACACCUGCCUUCUCUGAUGUCUGCAGCGACGCACUUCUCUCAGCGCAUGAGGCAGAGAUCUCCAGGCUCGAAAGACUAAAGGAGCAGCGCCUCCCUGUUAUCUCGAAGAUUGACCGCCACCGUGAGCUGAUCAAAGAGCGCACUGAGCUCCAGCAAUCCAGCCAGGAUGCCUCUCGACUCAUGGGCCGCGGCCAGAAGGGCGAGAAACGAGAUCCUGGGAAGCUGCUACGCGAGGAGAAGAUGCGUAAACGCAUUGCAAAGGAUCUGCCCAAGGUCGAAGCAGAUCUCAGGGCAACACUUGAGGCUUAUGAGAGCGAGUGGGGCCGACCGUUCCUUGUCCACGGCGAGCGCUACUUGGAUGAGCUGUACGCUGCUGAACAGAAGGGGCCACCACCUCGAGCGAAGACGCCAUCCAAUAUGAGCAUGCCUCCAAAGCAAGGAACACUUACCAGGGGCAACUCUUCCGCUCGCCCUCGUGCUGGCACCAUCCACGGACAAUCAAUCAGCGUCCAGACCAACCAUCGUCAGACACUCCACGAGCCACCCACUCGAACGAAGACACCAGUGACAGGCAACUUCGGCGCAAGCACAAUGCGUGGCAAUCCUUUCGCACAGUCUGUUUCAGCAGCAUCUGGAUCCAAGAGUCCUUCGAAACUCCCUACACGAGCGCCACCGAAGCAAAUGGGCUCGCCUGAGCGACGACCGGGUACACUCCACCACUCACAAUCAUCGACGAUGCGGAGGAUGGGUCCGCCCUUGGCGCCACCGCCACGAAUGAAGGAUCUAUUUGUUCCACCUGACCCAAAUGACACACCCAGAAAUCGCUUCGAGUUCAACCGCAGCGAGCGCAGUGAAAGCAUCGUCCGCAGUAUACCGCCGGAGGACCCCUACGACGAUCGACUCAGGAAGACGAUGCGGCCUGAAUACCCUGUAUCUUAUACACACGCGCCAGCCCUGUCGUUAUCAUCGAGUAGCAGCCGGCAUAUUUCACAAGCAUCCUCGACAGGCUCAGGGCAGGCAGCGUCGGAAAAUUGGGAGACAUUCAGCGACCAGUCCGACGACACGCCUGAAAGUGACAUUGACUUCCAGAGCUACCGAAGCAGUCAGACCAAGCGCAUGACGCCUGAUCAUGCUUCCACACCGCGAGCUAUCCAAGGCAAGAAGGUCAGAGGGAUCCGCAGCGUCGACCAAGGCAACAUGAUGAUGGAUCAGGACGGCCGCAUGGUUCGCUGCAGCGAAGCUGGCUGGACUGAUGACGGCAGCGUGUACUGA
Molecule: messenger RNA, 2271 nt
Organism: Didymella exigua CBS 183.55
Lineage: Eukaryota; Fungi; Ascomycota; Dothideomycetes; Pleosporales; Didymellaceae
Exons: 4
Coding region: 1-2271 (756 amino acids)
Biological process (GO): microtubule cytoskeleton organization; mitotic spindle midzone assembly
Cellular component (GO): mitotic spindle midzone; cytoplasm; spindle
Molecular function (GO): microtubule binding
Source: RefSeq, a predicted model, not a curated record